UAUGUCUGUACAUGUAUGAUUACUGUUUAGAUUUUACUUUUACUAGUUUUAAUAAUUCAAAUGUAUGCAGUAUAAAAUUAUAUGUUAAUAUGAACGUUAUACGCAGAUCGCUUUGUAAAUCCCGCCAGAUAAAAGUGCAUUAUCUACUUCAAAGAUUGUACUGCACAGAUGACUUAGAAGGAGGUGUUCCGCUAUCCUUUUGGAGCUUUGAGCCAGCAGAACCAGCACAAAACCAGCCUGUCAUCAUCAUGCAUGGUUUGUUUGGAAGCAAUCACAAUUGGACUGCAAUUAGCAAGAAAGUAGCUCGUGCCACGAGUAGACGGGUGCUGGUGCCCGACGCUAGAAACCACGGCCGCAGCCCACACACUCACUACAUGGACUAUUCGUUAAUGUCUGAAGAUAUUCAGCUGCUGAUGAGACGGGAGGGAAUCUCACAAGCUGCUAUAGUAGGACACAGUAUGGGUGGACGCACUGCUAUGGCACUCGCACUUAACAAGAAUUCGGCGGUGGAGCGACUAGUGGUGGUGGAUGUGGCACCCACAAGAAUGGAGGCAGGUACCUUCUCACCUGAGUACAGGCAGGCUACGCGCAGAGCCACACUAAAGGGAACUUCCUUGUCAACUAUAAAACAUGCUCAGGAGGUGGAGCGAAUUUUAGAGACUCCAUCUAACUUCCCUGAAUAUGUGAAAGCACUCUUGCAAGUAAGGUUUGAUGGGGAACCAACUCUACUGGAGGCAAGGCGAUCAGCGUCAGAUCAGAUAGCUUGGGCCGUCGAGAAUGAACUCAUACGGGCAUUUUUGGUGACAAACGUGACAGAAGAAAACGGCAUUUAUGGCUGGAAAUGCAAUUUAAAGGCCAUUGCUGCCAAUCUCAACCACAUAACAGCAUUCACGUCAUUCAACCAGCAAUAUAGUGGCGACACUCUGUUCAUAGGUGGCGGAAAUUCCGCGUAUUUCACUAAGGCAGACUACCCGGAGGUUUAUCGUCUGUUCCCGAGAGCCCAGAUUGUAAACAUAGAUGGCGCUGGCCACUGGGUUCACUAUGACAAGCCACAUGAGUUCAUGCAGCAUCUUAUAAGCUUCCUGAAUGCUCCGAGUGAUCAGCUACAAAGCACGUAAGCACGGUGGAACGUGUGAAUGCAGAGAGCUUCAACAUGAGCCCACCAUUAGGUAAUGUAGUUUUCUCAUACGUAUUGUCAGUACAGCUGUGCAUGGACUUGUCUGCUAUCACUGCGAUGCCAUGAGUCGUAAGAUGUUGUAGUGAUGUGAUAGUGCUGACGGAGUUUCACCUGCGAACCUUCUUCUGCUAAGAAUGCCAAAUUUAUGCAUUUUUAGUAGAAUUGCUACUGCACGUUACUGCUGCAGCGUUAUAGGUGGUUACUGGUGCGAACUUUUGUAGAAAGGAAGCACCAGCAGGCAUGAUUGCCAUGGCAACCAUAGUGUUCCAGAUACGGACACAAAAAAACUGCUGGAUUUCUGUAAAACGACUUUCUCUUUGUUCUUGCGAAACACGCGUCCGUCCACGUUAACGGCUCAAUCCGCAACAAAAUAAC
Messenger RNA from Priapulus caudatus, 1552 nucleotides. Its product is annotated as alpha/beta hydrolase domain-containing protein 11-like. Gene Ontology annotation, molecular function: catalytic activity. The record is from RefSeq and is a predicted model, not a curated record. Gene Ontology annotation, cellular component: mitochondrion. The transcript is spliced from 7 exons. The coding region runs from base 12 to 1118 and encodes 368 amino acids. NCBI's taxonomy places the organism in Eukaryota, Metazoa, Priapulida, Priapulimorpha, Priapulimorphida, Priapulidae.